GGCAACGGAGCGAUGCUGCAGUCAUACAGGUACAUGUCUACUCCGCAUCGAAUCGCAGGUUGCGCUUUACUUGGCGGACGCUGCAUCUUUCUCGAUGAACCACGAUCCGUGUCCGAUGGUGAUGCCCUCGACUUGCUAGUGAUGUCAUGCUGAACAAAUGUACAAAAUGUGCAGUCGCCUCCGACAGCCUUUACUGCAGGUACAGCGCGAAGAGGGUACUUAGAUCUCAUCUCAGAAAUGUCUUCUUUCUCCCUCCGACAAACCGCACGCUACUCUACAUACCGCUCUACGAUCUUCAGGCCUACUUUCACGCCUCAAACCCGCCAGUUCACAACAUCCAGAACAAUGUCUGAGCCGACCACCACAGCCGGGCAGGCCAUCAGCGAGACUGCUCGUGCCGAAGGCGGUCCCACCAAGGGUAGCACCUCCGCCCAGAUGCAAUCUCAAGUCGGCAAGGAGCGGAAUUUCGAGCAGGCCGCUCAGGAAGUGGGCAGCAAGAUGCAGAAUGCUCCCCAGUCCGUGACCUCGGAGGAUGCCGCUUAUCUGAAGAGCAGAGAGGCCCGUGUGCUAGGUCAAGGCCAGCCACCAGCCGGCAGCAUCUCUUCCGACGCCCAGAAGCUUGCCGCUGUGAAUGAGGGCGCCACCAAGCAGUCUACCGCGAGCGGUGCUACGGCUACCGGAACGGAUCCAGCCGAUCAGUCUGCUCGUGACCGCCUGCAAAACUUCGAUCAAGCCACACAGCACGUCGGUUCGAAGAUGUCGCAGAACCCGGAGCAGGUGACGAAGGAGGAGGCAGACCUCUUGCACAGCCGUGAGCAGCGUGCUUUUGGGCAGACGAGCAAGGGUGGUGUGGCAAGUCAGGCGCAAAGUCUGGCCGCUGACAAUGAGAGGAAGGGGACGGCUUAGAGCAGCGUUAAGACUUUUAGGCAUUACUGGCGCAGGCGGUCGUUGUGGUUCUCGAGCUGCAUCUUGGCGAGAUCUUUGGCCCUUUGGCGUGGCAUAGCAUAACGGCGCCAUCGGGUGGGCGAACAAAAGCGAUGGCUGUGAGAGUCGAGUCUGCGGGU
Baudoinia panamericana UAMH 10762 is the source of this 1064-nucleotide messenger RNA. RefSeq lists its product as uncharacterized. Bases 238 to 906 code for a protein of 222 amino acids. The record is from RefSeq and is a predicted model, not a curated record. NCBI's taxonomy places the organism in Eukaryota, Fungi, Ascomycota, Dothideomycetes, Mycosphaerellales, Teratosphaeriaceae. The transcript is spliced from 2 exons.